UCCUCCGCCGCCUCUCUCCCCCAAGCCGCCCCCUCCCCCUUCCUCUUCUCCUCCACCUCCCUCUCCCCCUCCCAAGCGGUCUCCACCCCCACCUCCUCCCAAGCCCCCCACCUCCUCCGCCUCACCCCCACCUCCCACAACCACCCCUGGCACAUGUGGCAACGGCAAGGUGGGUAACGCCCGCUGCGCCGACCCCUCCCUCUGCUGCUCCUCUGCUGGCUGGUGCGCUGUGAGUCGCGACCACUGCCUGACCUACUGCGUGGGAGGUCCCUGCUGGCAGCCGCCGCUGCCACCACAACCGCCCCCCAGGCCCCCGGUACCUCCGGGCAGCACCUCACCGCCACCGCCGCCGCCUCCGGUGGUGCCGUGCGGGAAUGGCGAAGUGGGCAACAAGCAGUGUCUGGCGAAAGGCGAGUGCUGCUCCUCUGCUGGCUGGUGCGCUGUAAGUCGCGACCACUGCCUGACCUACUGCGUGGGAGGUCCCUGCUGGUUUCCCCCGCCCCGCUCGGCUCCGCCACCUCCCCCGCCCGGAAACAACACCGCCACCACCAACAAGGGUUAAGAGCUGGGUUUGUAAAUGGCUGCUGAUGGCAGUCCGUUGGAGGCACUACGGUGCUGGCGAAAAGAGAGGAGCGCACUACCUGCACCGGUAUUGUCAAGACCGCAUUGCAGAAAACGGUGGUAAAGCGUGGCAUGGGGUGGGUGUUUGUGCGAGCGCAGCAGGGCAGCUUCACAAGCCCUGUUGAGGGGCGAGCGCAGGGAUGCCCAACAGCAAUGAUGGCUACCUGCUGUGGUGAGCGCAGCUUAUUAUGCUUAGUAGUUUACAGUAUAGCGUGAUCGGGAUACAACAGAACAUCUGGAAGUAGCUUUACGAGGCUCUAUGGACCCUGAUGUUUCCGGAUGUAUCCAAACAGCGCACGCUCAUUCGCAGGCGCUAUUGUUCCUAGCAUGGAGUCCGUUAGAUGACCCGUGGGUCGCUACAAUGUAUCCUGAUAAUAAUCUGUACGUAUAUUUUGCACAUAGGUACAGAUGUGCAAAAUUAGGUUUUGCACAUCUGUGCCUAUGUACCAGUAUUAGCUACAUGCCUAGAGCUGCCGUACAAUGGGAUUUACAUUCGUGCAUAUUCGUGUUGUCCAACGGAUAGUUGACACACACUGCGUAUAUUGUCUUAGGCGAUCAGUACAGAGGGAAGGUAGGGGACCUGCAGAGGAGGCUGGGCACAGCUCGUGAAUGUGCAAGACAAGUAAGCCCCGCUGUUGGCAGAAGUAACCCGUAGCUCGAGGAAUGGAGGCCAGCUAGGUCUUUACAUGUAAGCAAGC
Messenger RNA from Astrephomene gubernaculifera, 1319 nucleotides. Lineage: Eukaryota; Viridiplantae; Chlorophyta; Chlorophyceae; Chlamydomonadales; Astrephomenaceae. The record is from the annotation of a GenBank genome assembly.